AGCCCUCUACAGGGACGUCAUGCGGGAGAACUAUGAGACGGUGACCUCGCUGGGAUUCCCCCUUCCCAAACCUGACUUGAUUGCCCGGCUGGAACGAGGGGAAGCGCCGUGGGUCCGGGAUCUCCAGGCCUCAGAGGAAAAAGAGAUCCCAAGGGGCACUUGCACAGCAGGUGAUGAGAGAGUGAGUGAGAACGAGGAGGGGAAUCAUCAUGAAGAAGUUUCUGGGGAAGUGGAACCAAAAGGGCCCUUUGUGGGAAGAGCUGAAGGGAAUUUUUCCCAGUGCUGGGAAGAAGCCUGGGGAAAUUGGCACAGGUCAGAGAAGCUCCUGGGAAACCACCCAAGGAAGAAAGUAGAUGAAUCUAUUAAAUGCGGGGGAGGAGACAAGGAUCCCACAGUCCAGCAGACAAAUCCCAAGGAAGAGAAACCCUACCACUGUCUCCAGUGUGGGAAAGGAUUCAUUCUGAGAUCACACCUUGUGAUACAUCAGAUAAUCCAUACUGGAGAGAAACCUCUUCAAUACUUGCACUGUAUGGAAAGCUUCAAUAACCACUCAGAUCUUAAUAACCAUGGGAGAAGCCACACGGGUGAGAAUCCCUAUCAAUGCCUCGAGUGUGGGAAACGUUUCAGUGGGGAGUCAGCACUAAUUAUGCAUCAGAGAAUCCACACAGGUGGGAGACCACAUAAGUGCUUGGACUGUGGGAAAGGUUUCACACGGCGAUCAGGCCUGGUUACACAUCAGGCAAUCCACACCGGAGAGAGACCCCAUAAGUGCUUGGACUGUGGGAAAAGUUUCACAUGGAGAUCAGGCCUUGUUACACAUCAGGCAAUCCACACAGGAGAGAGACCCCAUAAGUGCUCAGACUGUGGGAAAAGUUUCAUGCAGAGAUCACACCUUAUUAGACAUCAGACAGUCCACACAGGAGAGAGAGCUUAUAAAUGCUUGGUGUGUGGGAAAAGCUUCAGUAACAGCACAAACCUUACUAACCAUCGGAGAAUCCACAGAGGAGAGAGACCCCAUAAAUGCCUCUACUGUGGGAAUGGUUUCCGUUGGAAGUCAGCCCUCAUAAUACAUCAGAGAAUCCACACAGGAGAGAGACCCCAUAAGUGCUUGGAGUGUGGGAAAAGUUUCACACAGAGAUCAGCACUUGUUACACAUCAGACAGUCCACACAGGAGAGGGACGCUAUAAAUGCUUGGAGUGUGGGAAAAGUUUCAGUUGGAAGUCAGACCUUAUAACACAUCAGAGAAUCCAUACAGGGGAGAGACCCCAUAAGUGCUUGGACUGUGGGAAAAAUUUCAUACAGAGAUCAACCCUUACAAGGCAUCAGAGAAUACACACAGGAGAGAGACCCUAUAAAUGCCUCGAGUGUGGGAACUCCUUCAGUUGGAAGUCCGAUCUUAUCACACAUCAGCGAAUCCACACAGGAGAGAGACCUCAUAAGUGCUUGGACUGUGGGAAAAGCUUUAGAUGCAGCUCACAACUCACUCAACAUCAGAGAACCCACACGGGAGAAAGACCCUAUAAAUGCCUCGAGUGUGGGAAAAGUUUCAUUGGGAGUUCUCAUCUUGUUGCACAUCACAGAAUUCACACUGGAGACAAACCUCAGAAAUGCCUCAACUGUGGGAAAUGUUUCAGGUGGAAGUCUGCCCUUAUAACACAUCAGAGGAUCCACACAGGAGAAAGACCCCAUAAGUGCUUGGACUGUGGGAAAAGUUUCACAAACAGAUCAGCCCUUGUUUUACAUCAAAAAAUCCACACGGGAGAGAGGCCCCAUAAGUGCUUGGAGUGUGAGAAAAGUUUCACACAAAGAUCAUGUCUGAUAACACAUCAGAUAACCCACACUGGAGAAAGACCCCAUAAGUGCUUGGACUGUGGGAAAAGUUUCACACAGAGAUCAAACCUCAUUAAACAUGGGAUAAUCCACACAGGAUCUAAACUUCAUAAAUGCCUUGCCUGUGGAGAAAGCUUCAUUCAGCGAUCACACCUCAUUAAACAUCAGAGAAUCCACAAAGGUGUGAGAUUCAAUCUGAGCUCACACAUCAGUGAUCCACAGAACAGAGAGAUCUUGAAUGCGGUGGAAGCUUCGUUUGGUGCUCCUGGAGUAUCAGGCAUCUGCAAAUCUGCAUAAGGAAGAAACCUCUGAGAUGUUCUCAGUGUGGAAAAUGCUGCAAGUGGAGCUAACACCAUGUUGGACAUCAGAGACUCCUCCAAAGAGCACAGAAGUUCUCUCAGGGCCCUGACUAGGGCUGGCCAUGGUGACCAACCCGUUUCCUCAUUCCCACACACAUCAGUUGCAUUUGCCUCCCAAGGAUCUAUCUGCCCAUUGCUGGGGUGAAGAUACAGCAGCAGCUGAUCAUCAGCUGGUCAGUGACCCGCUGGCUCUGCCUGGUCUAAGCAAACCCCAGGCAGAGGAGGAGAAGCACCGAUCAGCCCCUCCCCCCUGCUGCAGCCCUGGCUGCUGAGCUGAUGGGCCGCAGGUGAGGGAAGGGAGAAAGACGACAAAUUCCUCCAGACACUCCCUCUGCCUGGCUGAAGUUCCCCCCUCUCCCUUCCCCUCCCAGCCGGGAUCCCCCCUGCCAUAGAGAUGAGGAGAAGGACACUUGGUCCAUGCCCCACCUUCACUCUAGACACCUGUCCCCACCCCCCAUCUUCCACCAGCCCCUGGGCUGGGCUCCCCCACUUACCUGGGGCUGUUCUCUGCAGAGGGUGUGUCCCUGGGGGCUUGGUAACCCCUCCCCUCCCUAAAUUCCUCAGGAUCAAACGUUAAGGGACCUCCCCAUAACCCAUUGGUUAUGGGGAGGAAACUGGGGAUUGAAUGGUUGGGCUGGGGGAGCUGAGAAGCAGGCAGAGCUGGGUGCUGGGGCUAUCGAGUGUUUGGACAUCAUGGGAUCAGAGGUGAGGGAGAGCACAGGGGUAGAGAGGUGCUGCCUCUCCUCACUCACCCCCUCUGCCCCUUCUCCCUGCCCUCUGUGGAUUCAGACAGCACCACUGAGAGGGGCUGAUUCCCACAGGGCCUUUUGUGGGAGGCCUGGAAAUCCCACCUCUGCCUCCGCAGCAUCAGCCUCUGAAUGUCUGUCUAUGGUAGAAAAAUGGUUGGGAUUAGCUAGCACAUCUUCCCAGACUCUCCAACACUCCUUCUAGUCACAUUGACCCUAAGUAUAUUAGCUAUUCCGAUCCUCUCCGUGAGCAGAGUGAUCGUUGGUCCCGGAGUUCCCCCUUUGGGGCCUGAUUGUCUCAUUCCCAGAUAGCCUCACAUUACUCCAGGCCAUACUGAAAAGCAUUGAGUGUUUGUAUAUUAUUCUCCCUGAGGGAGCAGAGCUAAACAGAUGCUAAAAAAGUGGGGAGCAGGGACAGUGAGUCCGAGGGAUUCCCUCCUACCCCCAUCACUGUCACGCUCCACUCUCGACACAGCAGCCUCCAUCCCAGCAAUGGAGAGUUUUAUCCUGUCCCCGUUCUACCCCUCCCCCACUUACCACCAUGUCCCUGUCUCUCCAUGCUUAAGAAUCAGUUUUGAUUUCUAUGAUCCUCCAUGAGACUUCUGAGGGCUGGAGAAGAAAUCGUCACAGACUUGCGAGGGAGGGGAAGGGAGGAAUCCCAAAGAACCUCAAAGUACAGUUUGAGCUUCCUGAUGUGUUUCCAUCUAUUGGUGAAAUUGCUUCCAGGUUUUUUCUGUGCUAGUCCAGAUCAUUUGUAGAUGGGAAGGGUUUUUGUUUGUUUGUUCAUUUCUUUUAUUAUGACGAUGCUAAAACUUUUGUAACUAAUACAACCAAAUUAUUAGGGAAGAAGUGAAGCCAGUUUAGCCACUUUAGACGAAAAUUUAUUUUCCUGAUUUUGAGUCUUCAGAUUCUCUUUCACUUUAUGAAUGUAAAAGUGUUUUAUAACCCACCCUGGAGUGUGGGUUUUUCUCUAUUCCAGAAGGCUGUUUGGUCACAAACUUUGAUAUUAGUUUAGUUUAGACGUAGCUUAGAUUUAUUGAGGACUUAAUGAGACGAAUGAUCAUUGGCCAGUACAAUCCUUUUUUUAUUUUAUUUUAACGUUUUUCUACCCUUUUGUGAUGUGAGUUUAGUUUUAUUUGAACAAUGGCAAAGGUCAGUAUGUCUCAGCACAGACACUCCUGUUGCCAUAGUGUUGUCUGCACCAGAAGUUAGCUUGGUACAGCUGUGCCGCUUGGGGAGGGGGGUGGAAUUUCACAACUGAUGCAGGUUGCAUGCGCAGAUCACGCCUCUGAGUCAGGAACAGGGGAGGGUGGGGGAACAGAGCUGGGAAAUGGCUGGGUUUGCUCUUCAGAGCCAGACGGCUGAGAACUGUGAACUCGCUGCAUCAGAGCCAGAGAGCGACUAGCCUUGGCCUGUGAGUGUCAUGCGAAGCUUUCCCUGCAAUCUAAAGGACCAUGAAUAACACCACAAAAAUGAUGGGGGGAGGGGAGGGGAGCAGCAUCCCCCUAUUGAGAUGCCGAGGUUGGGCGAUCAGAAGGGAGGAUGUCAACAGACUUGGGCAGCCUUGAAGCCAGGCCGACCACCAUCACUGAGGGCAGAGGGAGAAGAGGAGCCCUAGAGCCCUGCUGGUCACCCCUCCCCAUCUACUGCAGUGUCCUGAGUGGGAACAAGAGAGACUGUCUCUGCCCCUCUCACUCCACACUGCAUCCCUCCUACCGGAGCUCUUUAGAUUCCCUGCUCUCGGAGUCUUUCCUUUUGUGACUGGGUCCUAGCGUCUCUCAUGGCUUCUCGCCACUUUUCUACCAUUUUUACGUGUUGCACUGUUGUUGGUUCUUGUGGGAGUUGGACACGGCAUUGUGCUGGGAUGGAACAGGAAAGUACCCGCUGAGCUGGGCUGUGGGUGGGGCACGGAGUCUGUCUUUGUUCGUCCUUUGGAAUAAUAAAGUAGAAUUUAGUUUCUCCCA
Chrysemys picta bellii (western painted turtle) is the source of this 4900-nucleotide messenger RNA. The record is from RefSeq and is a predicted model, not a curated record. NCBI's taxonomy places the organism in Eukaryota, Metazoa, Chordata, Testudines, Emydidae.